This is a messenger RNA of Chiroxiphia lanceolata (lance-tailed manakin), 3167 nucleotides long. RefSeq lists its product as uncharacterized. NCBI's taxonomy places the organism in Eukaryota, Metazoa, Chordata, Aves, Passeriformes, Pipridae. The coding region runs from base 2032 to 2934 and encodes 300 amino acids. The transcript has 3 exons. The record is from RefSeq and is a predicted model, not a curated record.
GGGUGGGGUGGGGAUCCCCUGCACUGCCCAGCUCUCUGCUCUCUCCCUCUUCCCUCUUUUUGAUCCUUUUGGUGACCCCUGAACUCUGCCCAGGGCCACGCUCACCUCUCUGUGCUCCCCAGUUGGGGCUCAGGAGCCUUUUUUUGACUUGCCACGUGAGCUUUGUUUUCAUUUUUUGAAAUGCCAGUCUGGUGUUCAAACCUGCUUUAGCUGUGAUAACCCUCUGAUGAAAUGCAGAGCAAGAGUCUCCUCAGAGUAAAACUGCAGCAGAGCAGCCAGAGACAAUUACGACUGUUUGUUAAAUCCAAAAAGCUGAGCGUGGAAUAAUAAAUUCCCACAUGUCCCUGUGUCUGACCUUAAACAUGGAUAAAAGGGUGGAAGAAUGAAAAGCUUUGCUAUUAUCUAGGGUUUUAUUUUAUCCCCAUUCUUAGGUGUUGGGUAGGACAAAAAUGGGGUUUGGGGUUUCACAGAAUCACAGAAUCAUGGAAUGGUUUGGAUUGGAAGGGACCUCAAAGCUCAUCCAGUGCCACCCCCUGCCAUGGGCAGGGACACCUUCCCCUGGCCCAGGUUGCUCCAAGUCCCAUCCAACCUGGAUAUUUCCAGGGAAGUGCCUGUGGAAAGAAGCUGUAACCCAAGUCUAGCCCAGGCACUUGGAACUGCUGGAACUUGGGAUGCUGCUCCCAGGGAUGGGAUGUCCCCGAGCUCCCAAAGUGCAGCUCCCAUCAUUUCCCAGGAUGAACCAAGGUUGAGUAACUUCUCAGGUAAUUGUUUCAGCUUUUGAAGCGCUGUGGUUUCUUGCUGCAAGUCCCGUCAUGCCAGGCAAGUUUGGGACAUUCCACUUUGUUCAGCAGGAAUAUUUGUCCCAUCAGACACUCACAUGUCACUGGCUUGUCCUCUUUAGCUGAGAAGUUUUGCUCCACGCACAGCGAGGCAGAAGAGUUGGCCAGAUCUGUGUGAAUCAGGGACCACAGAGCAGGUUUCAGAGCUGAAGGUGGUAAUUAAAAUUCUCAGCAUUCUCCAAAACCUGCCCUCUGUCAGUUCCUGUUGGAAUGGGGGUCAUCAAACCUUCCCGUGGCUGAGGCAUCUGCCAGGACACUCGGAUUCCCAGUGUUUGUGCUGCUGCCACAUUCCAGCUCCUGCCCUGGAACUGAGCUGCUCCCAGGGCUCCAUCCAGGGCACUGGGGAUGGUUUAACCCCGGAGCAGUGGCCAGCUUUGGGACUCUGCCAGGGCACUGCACUUGAGGGGGGGGAGAGGGACCUUUCCCUGCUCCAGGCUCGGUGCCAGGGCACCUGAAAGAGCCCUUUGUUUGGGCUGCUGAGGUCACAGAAGUGAAAGCAAAUUCCCAGCAGAUUUAGCUCUUUCCUGGAACCUGCUAGGGAUGAAUAAGGCAUUGAAAAUGAAAAGUAAUUUAGGGGGGGAAUUGUAAGGAAAACAUUACCAUUUUUAUUUUCCAGUGGAGAGGGUGUGCGUGUGAAUUUAUAUGGAACAGUUGCUGGAGGAACAUAAAGGCACUUGUUGAGAGUGAGAAAAGCUGGGAAAAUCAGACCUGGGAGUGACACUUCAUCCUGCUCACUGCAGUUUUGGGACACAGGAUUCCAGCAAAACGACCAGAGAAUGUUUAAUCUUGGCUAGAACUCAGCAGUGUCAGCCCUGGGGUCUGGAAUGAAUGAUGUCAUGGGUCAGGGUCCUUUUGGGGUGACAGGGAAUGUCAGAGCAGAGCCAGCAUCUGCAGUGAAAGCACCAGUUUCUGUCUGAAACAGUUUCAGUUAUUGCUGAAAAUACAGAGCAUCUUGAAGCCUUUCCAAAACAUUGGGGAAUGUGUUUGCCAAGUCUGAAUUCAUUCUUAAAUCUCUUCUGGUAAAGGUCACAGGAACAGGCUUGGAGGCUAUUUUUAAAACUGAUUUGAUUUCUUUGAGUGCAGUGUUGGGAUUUACCAUCGUGCUGGGGCAGUGCAGCAGGUUUGUCCUGUGCUGAAGUGUUGGGUUGUGCACAGGAGAGUUCAGGGGAACCUGUCGGCCUUGAGCUGUCUCAUGGAGAAGGCACAGGGUCACUUCCCAGGGCUGUGGUCACCUCUCUCAGGUGUUGUGGUCACUUCCCAGGGCUGUGGUCACCUCUGUCAGGUGUUGUGGUCACUUCCCAGGGAUGUGGUCACUUCUGUCAGGUGUUUGGUCACUUCCCAGGGCCGUGGUCACCUCUGUCAGGUGUUGUCCACACUUCCCAGGGGUGUGAUCACCUCUAUCAGGUGUUGUGAUCACUUCACAGGGCUGUGGUCACUUCUGUCAGGUGUUGUCCUCACUUCCCAGGGCCAUGGUCACCUCUGUCAGGUGUUGUGGUCACUUCACAGGACUGUGGUCAGUUGUGUCAGGUGUUGUCACUUCUCAAGACUGUGGUCACUUCUCUCAGGUGUUGUGGUCAGUUGUUUCAGGUGCUGUUGUCCCUUCCCAGGGCUGUGGUCAGUUGUGUCAGGUGUUGUCUCUUUGCAGGCCUGUGGUCACCUCUGUCAGAUGUUAUGGUCAGUUCUGUCAGGUGCUGUGGUCAGUUCUGUCAGGUGUUGUGGUCAUUUCUCAGAUGUUAUGGUCAGUUCUGUCAGGUGCUGUGGUCAUUUCUCUCAGGUGUUAAGGUCAGUUCUGUCAGGUGCUGUGGUCAUUUCUCUCAGGUGCUGUGGUCAGUUCUCUCAGGUGCUGUGGUCAGUUCUCUCAGAUGUUGUGGUCAGUUCUCUCAGGUGUUGUGGUCACCUCUCUCAGAGCUGUGGUCAGUUCUGUCAGGUGCUAUGGUCAGUUCUCUCAGGUGCUGUGGUCACCUCUCUCAGUGCUGUGGUCAGUUCUGUCAGGUGCUAUGGUCAGUUCUCUCAGGUGCUGUGGUCACCUCUCUCAGUGCUGUGGUCACUUGUGCCAGGUGCUGUUGUCCCUGCCCAGGGCUGUGGUCGGAUCUGAGCCAACACCUUCCCUGCCUGUCCCUGGCAGGUCCCACCUGAGCAGGGCAGGAGAGCAGAACACGGACACAGAGGCUCUUCCCCGAGCCUGCCCUGACAGACAGAAUGUUCUGGGAGGUUUCUGCUCCCGUGUCCCUUCCAGAGGCCCUGUCAGACCCUGGCGAGGUGCCUGGAGCGGUUCCCGUUCUCCGGGGACACGUGGAGAUGAGUGUGUGCCACUUACCAACCUUUCUG